CUUCUUUGGGCUGAUCGGCUUUGAGAUCGGGAAUCUUGUCUGCGGGUGUGAAUUGCUUGAGGUCGUGAUGUCGUUCGACGUAGUAGAGACCUGCGAUGAACAUGGUGCAGAGCUGUUGGCCCCGGGUUAGUUGGUGGGGAUGAAGGCGUCGUUGAGAUUGGGCCACAUACCAAGUCCAUGGACUCCUGCAGCUGGGUGAGGAUGUCCGACAUCUUGAAUAAUCUGUGCGCCCCAGCCUGCAAGACCGUCGCUGUGAGGUGAGUUCGAAUACAAGGGGAUGCGCAACCUGGAUACCUAGAUAAGAUGAUAAGGAGACCCCUUGCCACCCUGGGGCAAACCGGGAUUGGAGCUCAAGUGCUCAACUGCCGCCUUUGUGAGUCCGGCAGGCAAGCAGUUCUCUGGACUUGUAAGAUGGCAACCUUGACAUCACGUCUCCCAUCAAUUCUCCGGGGAAACUUGACUUUUGUUCUAAAAUGCGGCUCGCUCUCCUUAAGAGACCAUUAUGCCCCUUAACCCUUCUCUCUCUGUCACGAUGCAGUUUUUCCGCCUCCCCCAGGCCCCUCGGAGCUGCGCCCCUUCCCAAAUCGUGUCAACCUGAACCACCUCCACCACCACCACCCGAAAAUGCCACCUCCCCCGACCGCGACCACAUCGCGCCCACACCAUCAAACAAUUCGCUAAUUUACCCUCCUUCACCCUCCCCACACCACACCAACCUCCCCUCCUUCCUGGCCCACGCAACCCGCACCAACCUCGACCCUUCCUCUACGGUCUACGUCGGCACCCACUUCGAGUACACCACAAUCCAGUCCCUAUCCCGCUACGGCCUCGUUCUGCGACGCGUAGGCGGGGUCUCGGACGGCGGCAUCGACUUGUUGGGAACCUGGCCAUCCUUGCCACCGUCGUCGUCCGGACAAGGCCCGCUGCGGGUGCUCGCACAGUGCAAAGCCGUGCAGCGGCCCGGUCCGCACCUCGUCCGCGAGCUGGAGGGCGCGUUUGCCGCCGCGCCGGCAGGGUGGAGGGGCAAGAGCGGAGUGGUGGGCUUGUUGGUGGCUGAGAAGCCUGCUACCAGGGGAAUACGGGAGGCGCUGGGACGGAGCAGGUGGCCGAUGGGGUUUGUGGCGUGUUCGAGGGCCGGGAGGGUGGAGCAGUUUUUGUGGAAUCGGAGGGCCGAGGAAGAGGGCUUGGAGGAGGUGGAGGUGCGACUGAGGUACUUUGAGGAUGGGGCAAAGGAUUUGGUGCUGACGUGGAGAGGGAAGGCUUUGGCGCCGUUUGUGGAGGGGGAGCAGGUGGCGGGUUGAUGAGGAAUGGGUUUGAGAGAGGGUGUUUUGACUGCAAACGGUUGAGCCGGGUGUUGAUGAAGACUGGCCUUUGAGGGAACUGGUAUGUUUGGGGAUAUUGGAUAUUUCAGAUGAGCUCUGACGACAAUACGACAAGGGAUAUGCGACGGCGGAGUCAGAGCAGCCCAAUGGGCACGCCCAUCUUCAAUUCUCGACACGGGAAUAGCUGGCCGAGAUCGACUGAGCUAGAAUGGUGGGUGGGAGAGAUUCUCUAGUGCGGACAAAAGUUGACCGAGAAUAAUAGCGAAAACAGCCACUCUGAAUUUAUACAAGAGGGCGCAAGGAUGAUCCAAUCCAACAUCAUCAAACUUUCCUCACGAA
Parathielavia appendiculata is the source of this 1661-nucleotide messenger RNA. RefSeq lists its product as uncharacterized. The coding region runs from base 474 to 1301 and encodes 275 amino acids. The transcript has a single exon. NCBI's taxonomy places the organism in Eukaryota, Fungi, Ascomycota, Sordariomycetes, Sordariales, Chaetomiaceae. The record is from RefSeq and is a predicted model, not a curated record. Gene Ontology annotation, cellular component: mitochondrion.